GCAGAACAUCCGUCCAUCCUGCCUCGAGCGCCUCCCCCAGUCUUUAUACACGCCACCGCAUUCCCCUUCCCUUCCCUUAAACCCCACAUUUAAUUCACUCGCCUCACUAAUCACCCACUUCACUCCCUCCUCUCCCUUCUCCACCGCCAUUUCCCAUCGCCCCAUCCACCUCUCCGUCCUCCAAAUCGAGCCAAAGAACACCACCAGUCCUCUUUCUCUCUCUCCAUGGGCACGCUUCCCCGCCGCCUCCUCUUCUCCCUCGCCCUCCUCCUCCUCGCCGCCGCCGCGGCCCCCGGCGCGGUGGCGGCGGGCAGGCUGUCGACGUCGUACUACCGCCGCAGCUGCCCGCGCGUCGAGCAGAUCGUCUCGGACGUCGUCGCCGCCAAGCAGCGCGCCAACCCUUCCACGGCGGCGGGCACGCUGCGGCUCUUCUUCCACGACUGCUUCGUCUCCGGCUGCGACGCCUCCGUGCUCGUCUCCCCGCUCUCCUCCGACCAGACCCCCGAGCGCGCCGCGGAGAUCAACCUCUCCCUCCCCGGGGAUGCCUUCGACGCCGUCGCCCGCGCCAAGACCGCGCUGGAGGCCGCCUGCCCGGGCGCCGUCUCCUGCGCCGACAUCCUCGCGCUCGCCGCGCGCGACCUCGUCGGGAUCCUGGGCGGCCCGCGCUUCCCGGUCUUCCUCGGCCGCCGCGACGCGCGCCGCUCCGACGCGCGCGACGUCGAGGGGAACCUCCCGCGGACCAACAUGUCGGCGCGCGCCAUGGCCGUCCUCUUCGCCCGCAAGGGGAUCACCCCGCAGGAGAUGGUGGCACUGGCCGGCGCGCACACCGUGGGGUUCUCUCACUGCGCCGAGUUCGCGCACCGGCUCUACAACUACGGGGGCGCCGACGGCUACGAUCCGUCCCUGAACCCGGCGUUCGCGCGGGCGCUGCAGAGCUCCUGCACGGGCUACGACAAGGACCCAACCAUCUCCAUCUUCAACGACAUCGUCACACCCAGGGACUUCGACGAGCUCUACUACAAGAACCUGCCCAGGGGACUCGGGCUGCUCGCCUCCGACGCCGCGCUCUGGGAGUACGGGCCCACCAGGGUCUUCGUCCAGCGCUACGCCGACAACCGGACGGCCUUCUUCGAGGACUUCGCCAAGGCGAUGCAGAAGCUCGGCACCGUCGGCGUCAAGACCGGGCGGCAGGGCGUCGUCAGGCGCCAAUGCGACAUCCUCGACUGACCGGCGACUUAAUUGACGGCGUUGUUGCCUCAUGUGUAAUGUUUGCUACUCUAGUAAGAUUGGUCAAAUUUAGGAUUGGAUUUGGGGGUGGGCUGCUCUGAUUCCUGAACGGAACUUUUGAAUCGCGAUGCGUUUUGACUGAGUGCUGCAGCAGAAUGAAAAGCGGGUAACGGAGCCCACCCAUGGAAUUCAACGAGUGGCAUCUUUAUGUUAAAAGUCGUUAUCGGCUUAUCGCUGCACUUGUGACUUGAUCAUGUGCAUGGCUGCA
Brachypodium distachyon (stiff brome) is the source of this 1495-nucleotide messenger RNA. RefSeq names its product peroxidase 31. The transcript has a single exon. The record is from RefSeq and is a predicted model, not a curated record. Gene Ontology annotation, biological process: response to oxidative stress; hydrogen peroxide catabolic process. Bases 226 to 1227 code for a protein of 333 amino acids. NCBI's taxonomy places the organism in Eukaryota, Viridiplantae, Streptophyta, Magnoliopsida, Poales, Poaceae. Gene Ontology annotation, molecular function: heme binding; peroxidase activity.